Messenger RNA from [Candida] anglica, 342 nucleotides. The record is from the annotation of a GenBank genome assembly. NCBI's taxonomy places the organism in Eukaryota, Fungi, Ascomycota, Pichiomycetes, Serinales, Debaryomycetaceae.
AUGAAAUUUGUAUUGAGCUUCCUUUUUGCAGCCUUAGUUGCUGUUGCACAUGCCGGUCCACAAAACGUCGCUCCAGGUUUGAAAGACACUAGAGACAUGGAUGACCUGGAUCUUGUUGUUAGAGACCAUGGGAUGUCAGGGUCUGAGUCAGCUUCUUCGGCACCAGCGUCGUCUACAACUUGUGGUCGAGCCUUAGCUUCUGCCGCUUCCUCACGUUCAGCUGAAGCCGCUGCUGCAAGUUCUUCUCAAGCUUCUUCCUCGAGAAAUGCUGCCGGGAAUGUUAUUGGUACUGCGUACCCCGCUGGUGCGGUCUUAGGUGCAAUUGCAAUUGCCUUACUUUAG